Molecule: messenger RNA, 13446 nt
Organism: Loxodonta africana (African savanna elephant)
Lineage: Eukaryota; Metazoa; Chordata; Mammalia; Proboscidea; Elephantidae
Product: UDP-glucuronosyltransferase 1A1-like
Exons: 1
Coding region: 6627-7535 (302 amino acids)
Molecular function (GO): UDP-glycosyltransferase activity
Source: RefSeq, a predicted model, not a curated record
CAGGCGGCGCCUCAUUGGUCGAGGGCAACUGGACGCCACAUCCCAGAAUGCAGUGCGCCCUGGGCUGGCCCCACCCCCCAGGACGCACUGGUGACGUAAUCACGCAGGGGACACUGCGGCCCUGCCCAUCCCUGGCUACACCCACUCCCACAAACUGUAUCUACCUACCUGGCUCCACCCAUAUGAGUUCCCAGGUGUGGUCUUCAAGCCCGUUGCAGCGUAGUGGGUUCCAACUCACAGCAACCCUAUAGGACAGAGUAGAGUUGCUCGCCAAGGAGGGACCGGGGGUUCCAAACCGCCAAGCUUGUGGUUAGCCGCAGAGCUCUUAAUCACUGCUCCACCAGGGCUCCAGUCUUCAAAUAGAGUACCAAAAAGGGGAACUUGGUGGGCUUUGGUGGAGCUCUGGUGGCUCAGUGGUUAAGAACUCUGCUGCUAACCGAAAGAUCAGUGGUUUGAAAGCACCAACGGAUCCGUGGGAGACAGAUGCGGCAGUGUGCUUCCAUAAAGAUUACAGUCUUGGAAACUAUGGGGUAGUUCUACUCUGUCCUUUAGGGUCUCUGUGAGUAGGCAAUGGAUUUCUUGGUUAGUGGGCCUUGAAGGAGCCCUGGUGGUGCAAUGGUUAAACACUAGGCUGCUGAACGAGAGGUAGAUGGUUCUAACUACCAGUGGUUCUAUCCUCUGCUUCCGGAAAGAUUACAGCCUUGGAAACCCUAUGGGGCAGUUCUGCUCUGUCCUAUAGGGUCGCUGAAUUGGAAUUGACUCAUGGCACCCAACAACAACAACGACAGUGGCCUUGACUUUGGCUGCUGUGGAAAAUGUUUCUCUUAAAGUAGGUUUUAAUGUCAGGCUUUCCCCAGUGGCCUGGGGCAGGGGCAGGGUGAUGGGAGUAGGUUUAAUCUGAUCCAGGGCUCAGGAAAAGGAUAGUCAUAUCAUUUGUCUAGGACAGCAUUUUUCACACUACUUGGCCCCAGGACCUAUUUGCUUUUGUUUAUGUGAGCUAUUGCUGUUAAUACUUAACUGCAUUAGAAAUGAAAACUGAAAAUUAAAAUUCAUUAAGCAAUUUCAUAAUAACAAUAAACCCACUACAUGUUAAUAUAAACCGCAUUUUUAUGAGCAAAUAAAUGCUUUUCAAAACCCCCCAAAAUUAGAGAGAGGCAUGGUUUUACAUGUUUUUGCAAUUCUCUUAAAAACUAAACAAAACAAAACCAGUUCCCGUUGAGUUGAUUUCAACUCAUAGCAACCCUAUAGUAUCUCUUUAGUAUCUGGCUUAAUAGAAGAGAGCUGGAUUCUCAUAUCUGCUUCUGUGUUCAACCUUUUGCUCUAUCUCACAUUGUACAGUCUCUGGAAAACUCCACUGUGCACUUGUGGGAGAAUGAGAGUGAGAAAGUCACAUGACAUCAUUAUUAUAGAAAUAGCUCUGACUUGGUGAAGUUCCCCUGAAAAAUUCUUGGGGACCCCCAGGGUUCCCUGGACCAUCCUUUGAGAACCUCUGCUCUACUAUAUUAAAAUGUGCUGGCCAUAUUUAUACUGCUGUGGGUAUUUGAUACAACAAUUAGUUCCUCUAAAACUGCUUUAUCGAGACCAUGACUUUCUUUUUGGCAUUUCUUAGUGUUUGACAAAAUGGCCAAUAUCUUAGCUGCUUGUUUGCAUUUUCUGCUUUCUCAUCAUUCCCUUUGAUACUAUAUUCUUUGUUUUGAUAAAUUCUGGGAUAACAGCAGCAAAAGUCACUGAGUUCCAAGAAGAAAAUGAUUAACCAAUGAACCUUCUAACAUUCAUCAUAAAGGGUAAUAGCUCCAAAGGUAGGGAAUUGUUACCUCACCAGCACAAAUAGCUGACUUUAUGUUGCCUCGAGAGAAUGAACAUACCGUGGACAUGGCACUUGGUAAGCAGUCAGGAGUAAGGUUCAGUGUGAGCCACGCACACAAAGUGGCAAAGUUUAGAGCAUGUUUGGGAGGGGCAAAUGACCCUAAAUGGCAGUAGGGUAAGAGGCAGAGGGAGAGGGUUAAGGAGAAGGGCUAGAGAGGAGAAAUGAACUUGGAUUGGUGGCCUGGGGACCAUUCCCAGGGAGUUCUGAAGGCAAGGCUGUGGAGUUUGAAUUUUAUUCUAGGCCAUGGGAAGCUUUUGGCCAAGGUUGCAGAGGUGGUGAUAGAGUGGGGUGGGACAGGGGACAGCUGAUGUAGUGAAUCAGAAGGGACAGAUAGGAGGUGUCAUGGAUUGAAUUACGUCCUCCCAAAAAUGUGUGUAUCAGUUUGGCCGGGCCAUGAUUUCCAGUAUUGUGUGAUUGUCCUCCAUUUUGUGAUUGUAAUUUUAUGUUAAACAAGAUUAUGGUAGGAUUGUAACACCCUUACCCAGGUCACAUUCUUGAUCCAAUGUAAAGAGAGUUUCCCUGGGGUGUGGUCUGCACCACCUUUUGUCUCUCAAGAGAUAAAAAGGAAAGGGAAGCAAGCAGAGAGUUGGGGACCUCGUACCACUAAGAAAGAAGCACUGGGAGCAGAGCGUGUCCUUUAGACCCAGGGUUCCUGUGCAGAGAAGCUCCUAGUCCAGGGAAAGAUCGAUGAGAAAGACCUUCCUCCAGAGCUGACAGAGAGAGAAAGCCUUCCCUUGGAGCUGAGGCUCUGAAUUUGGACUUCUAGCCUAUGAGACUUUGAGAAAAUAAAUUUCUCUUUGUUAAAGCCAUCCACUUGUGGUAUUUCUGUUAUAGCAGUACUAGAUGACUAAGACAGUGGGCGAGGGGCUUAGCCCAUAAUUUAGGCUGGUGAUCUGAGGUCCUGAAACAGGACCCUGGCAGCUAGGUCUGAGAGACAGUGGUAGAAUGAUCCAGAUUCAGCACUUACCGGACAUGGGGCCUAAAGUAAAGGGAGAAGUGAAGUUACAUCCAUACAGAAUGGGUUUCUGAGGGCCUGCUGUCAGCAAAACAAUGGGACUGACCCUGGAAUAAAGUGAUUCAAAAGCUGAAGCCCUGCCUACAGGCAAUAUACAGUCUAAUAGUAGAGACUGUUACCAAACUGCUAACUAGGACAGAAUGUAGCAUAAAAUGAGGACUUUGGUAAAAGUGGAAGCGAAAUGCUACACAGAAGCAAGGAAGACAGCUUUGCUACCCACUGGGGGGUCCCAUAGAUUAUCCAGAGGGCAAUGGACUUGUUUAUGUUGUUUCUUUCAUUUGGUAACAACCAACUUCCAUCUGAUCAAAGAGGCUGAGAGUGUUGGAGUGUUGGGCUAUUAACUACUGGCUUCAUUGUAAAAAGAGAGCACCUCUUUAAUUAGGUGCCAGAAUGUUUUCACCAACACCCAGCUCUUCAAUAGCGCCUGAAGUCAGACCAUGUAAGCUGCCGUAUUCACAGAGCCGCAGACAUGUGUCCUGCGCCAGAGUGCACCUCAGCCUGCCCUGAUAUUGCUUGGUUGUGAGUUUGUCAUUGUUCACUGGACAGUCCCGUUAAGGGCAGGGACCAUUCCUGACUUGGUUUUCUAGCCUCAGCUCCUAGCACAAUGCCUGGCACACAGUAGGGUCCACACUUGCAGUAAAUAUUUGGCGAAUGAGGGAAUUAACAAUGGAUUUUAAGUCUCAGGUCUGCUCAGAUUCUGGAGGCAGAAACUGUACUGGACGGCUUAGUAAUGGUUCUCAGUCAUAAUUGUUGAGAGUGAAGGUGGAUUGCCUGGUAUCCAGAUAGGUAAAUAACAUUCCCUGGCACCAAACUAUUCAGCUAUACAGUGGCCUCAAAGUUUGGAGGCUCUGCGUGAUGCAGGGGAGUUAUAUAAUCACCAGGUGGUGCCUGUGCGUGUUUGCAGUCCCUUUGCCCUGUGUAAUCUGCAGAUGAACUCUCAUGGCAUCCAGACUUUGGAAGAAUUAUGACCCCUGAAGGUUAAAUUGGACUUUGAAUUUCAGAAUUGCAGUUAAUGGCAAUACCGAAAAGCAAAAGAAUUGCUACUUCUUUUUUGCUCACCCCAGAAUUUAGGUCCUAGAGAAUGGAGGGUGCUUGGGGAAGGGAGGAGGAACUUUGGGGUGCGUGUUUGUAUGUGUGUGUGUGUAUGCACAUGUCCACAUUUAAGCACUUACAAGACUGAAGUUCUGUUGAGGAGGUACGGUGGUCCAGGGAGACUCUAAGCACCUGAAAGAGAAGGUUCUGCUUAUAUGUCCCACAGAACCACCACCACCACUACUGCCAGUUGCCGUUAAAUAAAUUCCAACUCAUGGCGACCCCAUGUGUGUCAGAGAAGAGCUAUGCUCCAUAGGGUUUUCAAUGGCUGAGUUUUCAGAAGUAGUUAACCAAGUCUUUCUUUCAAGGCGCCUCUGAGUGGACACGAAACUCCAACCUUUUGGUUAGCAGCCAAGCUCAUUAACCCUUUGUACUACCCAGGGACUCCAAACCAUUUGCCAUUGAGUGGACCCUGCCUCAUGCUGAGCCCAAGGGUGUCAGAGUAGAACUGUACUCCACAGGGUUUUCAAUGGUUGAUUUUUCAGAAGUAGAUCUUCAGACCUUUGGGGGGACUCAAACCUCCAGCCUUUUGGUUAGCAGCCGAGUAAAUUAACUGUUUGCAACAACUAGGGGCUCUGAGGCUUUGAGGAUAGCAGCUUUCUCUGUGCCCCUCGUAGCACACCCCCAGGUAUGAGUGGCCAGUGAUGUGCAUGGGUGAAAAUGCUGGGGAAAUGCUUUCAUCCUGGGAUUGUGUGCAGCAGCAAUGGAUCCUCAAAGAAUGCAGUGAGAAGGUCAGUACUGUCUGCACUCUAUUUACUACCUUUCUUCUGGAGGGCCAUUUCUGUUCAGUAACUGCCAUAUUUAUUCCUGACCUUCCCUUGAUCUCUAGCGGCACCCCCUGGUGCUGAGUAUUGCUGUGUGAGCACAUUCUCCUUGUCCUCAAAGUCUUGCCAUAUGCCUUCUCUCCAUUUAUUUUGACUGGGUGAUGACUGUGGGGAUCACAACUUUACUACUGACUUUUGCUGUUUGUUGUUAGUUACCAUUGAGUUGGCUCCAACUCUUGGUGACCUUACGUGCAACAGAAUGAAAUGUUGCCCAGUCAUGCGCCAUCCUCAUGAUCUUUGAUAUGUUUGAGCCUAUUGUGUCAUUGCACAUCUCUAUCGAACAUGAUGUCCUUUUUUGCUGACUCUAUCAAACGUGAUGUCCUUUUCUAGCCAUUGGUCUUUUCUGAUGAUGUGUGCAAAGUAAGGGAGCCAAAGUCUCUCCGUCCUUGCUUCUAAGCAGUGCUCUGGUUUCAUUUCUUCUAAGACUGAUUUGUUUGUACUUCUGGCAGACCACAGCACAGCAACUGAUUUUUAAUCCCAGGAGGUCAUUAUGCUUGGUAAAGCAGAAGGUCAGUGAAAGAGAGGAAGACCCUCAAUGAGAUGGAUUGACACAGUGGAUGCAACAAUGGGCUCAAACAUAGCAAAAAUUCUGAGGAUGGCACAGGACUGGGCAGUGUUUCCUUCAGUUGAAAUUAGGGUUGCUAUGUGUCAGAGCCCACUCGACGACACCUAACAACAAUAACACUCUCACAAGGGUACCAUACACUUCAUUUGCAUUUUUAGCAGGCAGUCCAAUCCCCUUGGUGGGCCACAAGUACCUUAUUUGCAUAGUCCUACCCAAUCAUUUGGUGAGAGUUACAAAAUCAUGGCAAGAAAGGCCAUAUAAAGUGAUCCAUCACAUAGCAACUGCACAAAAAUCUUAUAGACAGUCAUUUUGGUGUCAACCUUCUGACAGUGUCUCCCAGUAUGGUCUUCACCCACACCUCCCUAGUGAUGCCACUGGUUCCAUUUCCCCCUGUUUGUUUCCUUUUAACACUUUUCACAGUUUCUGAUGUCUCCGUGGAGUCCCUGGGUAGGCGCAAAGGGUUAAGUGCUUGACUACUAGCUGAAAUUUAGUGGUUGGAACCCACCCAGAGGUACCUCAGAAGACAGGUCUGGUGAUCUACUCCUAAAAGGCCACAACAUUGAAAACCCUAUGGAGCAGUUCUACUCUGCACACAUGGGGUUGCCAUGAGCCACAAUCGACUUGACAGUCACUAACAACAAAUUCACUGUCUCCAUCUAUCUGUUUAUAUUGGCUGUCUGUCUGUCUACUUUAAUGGACCAUGAGUUCUGGGAGGGCAGGAGACUCAAGGCCAGCACCAUGCUGGGACUCAAUGAAUAUUUGUUGAAUGAACAAAUGAAAUAAUGAGCCACAGAGAAAGACUGUUCCUGAAGGUUUUCAUGGACCAAAGGUGGGGCUGCUAACACCAUGUUCUUCUUUUUCUGAAAAGGCAUAGUCAACUUUCUGGUUCAUUUCUGAAGAGGAAAUCUAAUUGGUCACAAAAUAGUCUCAUUUGCUCUCAGGCAACACUCUUUUGGUCCGUGGCAAUACUAGCAACUUGAAGUCAAAGGUACUGGAGAUCCUUUGCCUUCUGUGGUCAAUCAAGAAUAGGGCUUGAAUGGUUUAUAAGGAACACCAACCAGUUAAACAAUCAUUGCCUAUUAAGAAACCCAGUAAGGCUCCACCCUCUUUAUCUCUAAAAGUAAGCUUCCUGGUCUCUUUGGCCAAAUGACAGUCAUCAGUGUGUGACAAAAUGUCAAAAAUUAACUUGGCGUAUAGAUUGGUUCUUGCAACGUGUCAUUGCGAGAUAGAGAACCUUUGGCAGAGAGACACUCUCAGUAGCAAAUGCCCUGCACCAUGGCCAACGGGUUGCAGGGUCUGCGUCCCCUUGUCCUGGGCCUGCAUCCACUGGUUCUGAGCCUGCUGCUGUGUGUGCUUGGCCCCUCGGGGUCCCAGGGUGGGAAGCUGUUGGUGGUUCCGAUGGAUGGCAGCCACUGGCUCAGCAUGGUUGCGGUCAUCCAGCAGCUGCAUCAGAGCGGACACGAAAUAGUCGUGGUGGCCCCUGCCUCAUCUGUGAACAUCAAGGAAGGAGCAUUUUACACCUUAAAGAUGUUCCCUGUGCCUUUCCAAAAGGAGGACUUGGAAGCGAUUUUCGUCAGUUUGGGGCAUGAUGUUUUUGAGAAUGAGCCAUUUUUACAGCGUGUGAUCAAAAUGUACAAGGGAGUCAAAAGAACCUCUGCCAUGCUUUUGUCCACCUGUUCCCACUUACUGCACAACGAAGACCUCAUGGCCUCCCUGGCGGCCCGUGGCUUCGAGGCUGUGUUGACGGACCCUUUCCUUCCAUGUGGCUCCAUUGUGGCUCAGUACCUGUCCCUGCCUGCAGUGUACUUCCUGAAUGGACUGCCAUGCGGCUUGGACGUUGACGGUACUCAGUGCCCCAGCCCACCAUCCUACGUGCCCAGGUCUCUGUCUGUGAACCCAGAUCACAUGACCUUUCUGCAGCGGGUGAAGAACAUGCUGAUCACCUUCAUCCAGCCCUUCCUGUGCAGUGCGGUUUAUUCGCCAUUCGCUUCACUAGCUUCCAAAGUCCUUCGGAGAGAUGUGACUGUCCAGGACCUUAUGAGCUUUGGAUCUGUCUGGCUGCUCAGAAACGACUUUGUAGUGAAUUACCCCAGGCCUACCAUGCCCAACAUCGUUUUUAUUGGUGGGAUCAACUGUGUUACCCAAAAACCACUAUCCCAGGUGUGUAUUUGAGUGGAAAGACUGCAUGCCUAUAUUCUUACAAGCCCUUUUGGGAAGGCGAACCUGCCCCAGGUAUAUGCUGAAUGGGCAUGCUGAGAUAGCUUUUAAUGCCCUCUUUGGUAAUUUCUACCUUGCCAGUCUCCUAGGUCUGAGCUGUAACUUAUACCUGCCAUUUAACACCAUCUUCUGGGGUAUUUCUUUGUAUGCAAGACUUGAGGAAAGUACGUUGUUAGUUGCUGCAGAGUUGAUUUGGACACGUGGUGACCCCCUCUGUACAGAGUAGAACUGCUUCAUAGGGUUUUCAAAGCUGUGACCUUUCAGAAGCAGAGUGCCAGGCCUAUUUCCUGAGGCACCUGUGGGUGGGUUUGAUCCACCAGCCUUUCAGCUAGUAGUUGAGCGCUUCACCAUUCGGGCAUUCUCUUUUGUGUGCUCCGUUGAAUAGGAAUCAGAUGGAACAAGUGCUAAACGUGUUAAGCACAGAGCACUGUGCUCAGGGAACCAAGCAGAAAACAAAGAUGAGCAGCACACGCCUUGACCUUCAAUCAUGCAUUUAACCUUGAUUGGGCCAGACACACAAGAUUCAAGGUUUAUUAAGAAGUUCUUUGAUGUCUACAGAGCCUGGCAGGAAAGGCUGCCUCUGAGGUCCUGGCUGAAGCUCUAGUUUCUGGAUAUUUUGAUGGGAAGAUUGCUCUUGCAGUCUCUACUCUUCUAAUAAAUGAACAACCAGCCAGACUCUGAGAUCAGGCAAAAAGAGCUUGUGCCUCAUUCCCUGAAAUAUUCAUUUUUUUCUCCUCCAGGGUUUGAAGUAGCAUGCACAUCCUCCUCUAAAUCCCAGUGAGUGAUAGAGAAUGGCAGGAGGUGCUCCUUCAGAUGAUGGGCCAAGGAAGGACUCCCUGUGGGAACUCAUUCAUUUGUUCAUCAGAUAUCGAUUAUCUAUUGGCUAGUCCAAGUGCUUCUGGGUGCUAAGUCUGGCUCCUACUAAGGGACUAUUAACCACUCAUGCAAAGUAUUGAGUUUUAAUUUCCAUUCUUCCUCCAACACGAUUCAUGUUUUAAGUGAUCAUGUGAUUGUUAUGGCAAGAAGGAGCUGUGGUUGGUAGAAAGAACACCAAGGGAGAAACCAGGUGGCGGGGUUGAUGCCUGCCUCCACCCCAUUACUGCAUGUCUUAAUUUACUAGUGUUGUGGUAACAUAACUACCACAAGUGGGUGGCUUUCAUGAGCAGGUAUUAAUUUUCUUACAGUUGAAGGGGGUAGAAGUCUGAAUUCAGGGCAGCAGUUCUAAAGGAAGGCUUUCUCUCCAUCCACUCCUGGGGAAGAUACUUGUCUCAGCUUCUGUAACCUCAGCAUUCCUCGGGUCCCUAGCCAUGUUCAUGUGGCAUCUGCCUUCCCCUCUUUGCACUUCCUUUCUUCUGUGACUAAUCUGCUCUUUUUAGAUCUGAAAAGUGGCUAGGUUUACGACACACCAUACACUGAUAUGGCCUCAUUAAUGUAACAAGGAAAAUUCUAUUUCCAAAUUACAUUCACAGAUACAACAGUUAGGAUUACAACAUAUAUUUUGGAGGCACACAACUCAACGCAUAACACCGUGUGACCACAAUUUUCCCACAUCACCUCUAUGGGGCUCUGACUUCUCAUCUGCAACGUGGAGAGAGAGCUAAUGGCUCCUUGUGGAUGUCCUGACUCUACGAUUCUCAGACCCAAUGACCUGUUGGAUGGAUUGUGUUUGAUGGAGUGGUCUGGUUAAGAAAGAAAGAGGCAUUAUCAAUUUAUUAAAAGUGAAAUGAGGAAACAUAACAAUAGAAAAAAAAUUGUAAUUCUCUUUUAGAGAAAGAAAAAGGCAUAGAUGAAAUAAUACCAAGCCAAUAAGCAAAUCUCAGAUCAAAAGGAAAAGAUCUAGCCAGCAUCUCCAAAUAAGAGAGAUAUUAAAGAGAAGUGUUUUAGCAUUGUGAUGAAGGAUUAAAAAGAAAAUCAACACAAUUGUGUUUCACUUUCACUUCGAAUUUAAGACUUUGAAGCUACGCAUGCAUAGUGGGAAUUCCAAUAAAAAUGGAAGGCAUUUUCCAGAAAAAAAAAAAAAUCCUUGAAUUUGCUGCAUGGCUGUCUUCGUAUUUUUCAGAUCUUAGUAUAAAUGUUACUUUCUUGGAGCAUUGUCCCUAAGCCAGCGUCUUGUGCUUUUUCCUUCACAACACAUCGAAUACUGUGAUCAUUUCCUUUUUCAUUUAGCUAAUUGUUUAUUCACUGUCUCUUCUGCUCUACGAACCAUGCGGGCAGGGACUUUGUCUGCCAUGUGCUACAUCCUUAAUACCCGGCAAAGCAUCUGCACAUGGUUGAUGUUCCAUAAAUAUCAGCUCCUUGACCGUAUAAUACACACUCAGAAAAUAUUUGUUUUUAAACAAAUGAAUGAAGGGUACUAACUGAGAACUAGCCAAAGAUACUCUAGCAAAUGGGCCUAUGCCCCACUAUGGGGAAGGAAGAGUGUAGCUAUCUGGGCUGGCGGCUACUGAGAGGAAAAAGGAAGACAGAAGAAUUGAUGCAUUUGAAUUGUGGUGGGUGGUCGAAGAAUAGUAAAUAUACCAAUGGACUCUCAGAAGAACACACAAAUCAGUGUUGGAGGAAGUACAGCCAGAAUAUUCCUUAGAAGCGAGAAUGGUGAGGCUUUGUUUCACUUACUUACAGGAGGGACCAGUCACUGGAGAAGGACAUCAGGCUCAGUAAAGUGAGGGUCAGUGAAAGAGAGGAAGACCUUCAAUGAGAUGGAAUGACACAGUGGUUGCAACAAUGGGCAACCUAACAACAAUUGUGAGGAUGAUGCAGGAUCAGGCAGUGUUUCCUUCUGUUGAAAUUAGAGUCGCUAUGAGUCUGAAUGAGUCUGAACUCACUCGGCGGCACCUAACAACAACAAUACCCUCACAAGGUUAUCGUAUACCUCAUUUGCAUUAUUAUUAUUAUUUUUUAAUUUCUAUUGUGCUUUAAGAGAAAGAUUACAAAUCAAGUCAGUCUCUCAUACAAAAAUUUAUACACACCUUGCUAUAAACUCCUAAUUCCUCUCCCCCUAAUGAGACAGUACACUCCUUCUCUCCACUCUCUCUUUUCUAGUCUAUUCAGCCAGCUUCUGACCCCCUCAGCCCUCCCAUCUCCCCUACAGACAGGAGAUGCCAACAUAGUCUCUUGUGUCUACUUGAUCCAAAAAGCUCACUCUUCACCAGUAUCAUUUUCUAUCCCAUUGUCCAGUCCAAUCCCUGUCUGAAGAGUUGGCUUUGGGAAUGGUUUCUGCCUUGGGCUAACAGAAGGUCUGGGGACCAUGACCUCCGGGGUCCUUCUAGUCUCAGAUCAUUAAGUCUGGUCUUUUUAUGAGAAUUGGGGGUCUGCAUCCCACUGCUCUCCUGCUCCCUCAGGGGUUCUCUGUUGCAUUCCCUGUCAGAGCAAUCAUCGGUUGUAGCCGGGCACCAUCUAGUUCUUCUGGUCUCAGGCUGGUGUAGUCUCUGGUUCAUGUGGCCCUUUCUGUCUCUUGGGAUCGUAAUUACCUCGUGUCUUUCGUGUUCUUCAUUCUCCUUUGUUCCACGUGGGUUGAGACCAAUUGAUGCAAAUUAGAUGGCUGCUUGCUAGCAUUUAAGACCCCAGAUGCCACUCUCCAAAGUGAGAUGCAAAAUGUUAUGUUAAUAGAUUUUUUUAUGUCAAAUGACUUAGAUGUGCCCUGAAACCAUGGUCCCUAAACCCUCACCCCUGCUACGCUGGCCUUCGAAGCAUUCACUUAAUUCAGGAAACUUCUUUGCUUUGGGUUUAUUCCAGUUGUGCUGACCUCUCCUGUAUUGUGUGCUGUCUUUCCCUUCACCUAAAAUAGUUCUUAUCUACUAUCUAAUUAGUGAAUACCCCUCUCCCUCCUCUCUCCCCUCUCAUAACUAUCAAAGAAUAUUGUCUUCUCAGCUUAAACUAUUUCUCGAGUUCUUAUAAUAGUGGCCUUAUACAAUAUUUGUCCUUUUGCAACUGACUGAUUUCACUCAGCAUAAUGCCUUCCAGAUUCCUCCAAGUUAUGAAAUGUUUCAUGGAUUCAUCUUCGUUCUUCAUGGAUGUGUAGUAUUCCAUUGUGUGAAUAUACCAUAAUUUAUUUAUCCAUUCAUCCAUUGAUGGGCACCUUGGUUGCUUCCAUCUUUUUGCUAUUGUAAACAGUGCUGCAAGGAACAUGGGUGUGCAUAUAUCUGUUCAUGUAAAGGCUCUUAUUUCUCUAGGAUAUAUUCCAAGGAGUGGGAUUGCUGGAUAGUACGGUAGUUCUAGUUUUUAAGGAAAUGCCAAUUUGAUUUCUAAAGUGGUUGUAUCAUUUUACAUUCCCACUAGCAAUGUAGAAGUGUUCCAGUCUCUCUACAACCUCUCCAACAUUUGCUAUUUUGUGUUUUUUGGAUUAAUGCCAGCCUUAUUGGAGUGAAAUGGAAUCUCAUUGUAGUUUUGAUUUGCAUUUCUCUAAUGGCUAAUGAUCAUGAGCAUUUCCUCAUGUAUCUGUUCUCCACAUGAAUGUCUUCUUUAGUGAAGUGCCUGUUCAUAUCCCUUGCCUAUUUUUUAAUUUGGUUAUUUGUCUUUUUGUAGUUGAGUUUUUGCAGUAUCAUGUAGAUUUUAGAGAUCAGGUGCUGAUUGGAAAUGUCAUAGCUGAUUUUUUUUUUCCCAGUCUGUAGGUAAUCUUUUUACUCUUGUAAUAAAGUCUUUGGAUGAGCAUAUGUGUUUGAUUUCUAGGAGUUCCUAGUUAUCAAGUUUCCCUUCUGUAUUGUUAAUAAUGUUUUGUACACUGUUUAUGCCAUGUAUUAGGGCUCCUAGCAUUGUCCCUAUUUUUCCUUCCAUGAUCUUUAUCAUUUUAGAUUUUACUUUUAGGUCUUUGAUGCAUUUUGAGUUUGUUUUUGUGUAUGGUGUGAGGUACGGAUCUUAUUUCAUUUUUUUGCAGGUGGACAUCCAGUUAUGCCAGCACGAUUUGUUAAACAGACUGUCCCUUCCUGUCUAACUGACUUUGGGCCUUUGUCAAAUAUCAGCUUCUCAUGUUUGGAUGGAUUUAUGUCUGGAUUCUCAAUUCUGUUCCUUUGGUCUAUGUAUCUGUUGCUGUAUCAGUACCAGGCUGUUUUGACUACUGUGGUGGUAUAAUAGGCUUUAAAAUCAGGUAGAGUGAGGCCUCCCACUUUGUUCUUCUUUUUUGGUAAUGCUUUACUUAUUCAGGGUCUCUUUCCCUUCCGUAUGAAGUUGGUGAUUUGUUUCUCCACCUCAUUAAAAAAUGUCGUUGGAUUCAGGAUCAGAAUUGCAUUGUAUCUAUAGAUCACUUUUGGUAGAAUAGACAUUUUUACAAUGUUAAGCCUUCCUAUCCAUGAGCAAGGUAUGUUUUUCCACUUAUGUAGGUCUCUUUUGGUUUCUUGCAGUAGUGUCUUGUAGUUUUCUUUGCAUAGAUCUUUUACAUCUUGGGUAAGAUUUAUUCCUAGGUGUUUUAUCUUCUUGGGGAAUACUGUGAAUGGUAUUGAUUUGGUGAUUCCUCUUCGAUGUUCUUUUUGUUUGUGUAGAGGAAUCCAACUGAUUUUUGUACGUUUAUCUUGUAUCCUGGUAGUCUGCUGAACUCUUCUAUUAGUUUCAAUAUUUUUCUUGAGGAUUCUUUAGGGUUUUCUGUGUAUAUGAUCAUGCCAUCUGCAAAUAGAGAUAAUUUUACUUCUUCCUUACGAAUCUGGAUGCCCUUUACUUCUUUAUCUAGCCUAAUUGCUCUGGCUAGGACCUCCAGUACAAUGUUGAAUAAGAGUGGUAAUAAAGGCAUCCUUGUCUGGUUCCCGAUCUCAGGAGGAAUGCUUUCAGGCUAUCUCCAUUUAGGAUGAUGUUGGCUGUUGGCUUUGUGUAAACGCCCUUUAUUAUGUUGAGGAAUUUUCCUUCUAUUUCUAUUUUGCUGAGAGUUUUUUUUUUUUUUUAA